UGGAGGGCAGCGCUGACAUCACCGCAGGGUGCGGGCUGGGGGAGCGGCGUGUGCGGGACGGGCGGGACUGCGCUGCUCCCUUCGGCCCUUUUCAGCUCAUUUCGGCUCAUUCCGGACCAUUUCAGGCCAUUUCAGCCCGUUUGAGCCCACCUGGGAGCGGACAGGGAGUUUCCCCCGGGGUCACAGGCAGCGCUUCUCUGUACAGCGCUUCGGGAGCGGAGCGGAGCGGCGAGGAACACAGACCACGGACAGAAAGUUGCAAACCAGAUCUUUUCUGCCCAUUUCAGCCAAUUUGAGCCCAUUUGAGCCCAUUUCGGCUCAUUGGAAGCCAUCAGGGAGCUUUGCCCGGGGUCACGGGCAGCGCCUCCCGAGCGGAGCCGCGGGGAGCGCAGACCGCGGACAGAAAGUCCAAACCAGAUCUUUUCUCUUGUGGCACACGCUGGAAUAGAAGUGUUUGGGCUUCUUGCCACGGGACAGCACAACUCUGGAGUUUGCUGCUUGUUUCUGUGAAUUUUCCUCCGGCCACGGGAGUUUAUUCGGAGUUAAAUGAAGAUACCGAAGGGUGAAGCGAGAAAACAACGCUUGGAGGGUCUGGAAGGAUAUUUUGCCAGCACUGAAGGAAUGGACCUUUUGAACGUGCCUGGAAAAUGUGCUUUUUGAUACCAAAAGUCGCAAAGGAAAACUUAUGAUUGGAAUCUUACAGGAGUUUGAGCUCAGCUGUACUUUUAGCCUUCCGUAGACCAUGGAGAGUUUGUUAUCGCUGCUCUGUUGCCAUUAUUCUUUGCUGAUUUUAUUUCAGCAGAAAUAUCAGGUGUACGGGAACCACUCCCAGCUCCCCAAACACCCAGGGUUCAAAGUCCUGGCAUCAGCCUCCCACUACUGGCCGCUGGAAGAUGUGGAUGGAAUCCACGAGUUCCGGGACACCAACGGAGCUCUAAGAAUCCACAACUUCACUGUGCUUCCUCCCCAUAACUCUACCUUUGUAAAUACCAAUGACUCUGCCUACUCUAACUUCUCUGCAACUGUAGAUAUUGUAGAAGGGAUGGUGAACAAAGGGAUUUACGUGACUGAAAAGAAAGGAGUCACCUUUCUCUUCUUUGGGAGCUACAGAAAUUCCUGCAUCAGUAAUCCAGAGGCUUGUGGGCCCGAAGGGGUAACAUUUUCCUUCUUCUGGAAGACCCAGGACCAGCAGGCCAAGCUUCUCCCUGCCUCUGGUGGCCGGGUGAUCUCCAGUGGUUUCAAAAUCUGCUCCAACGAAGGCGAGGGCUCCGUGGAGUUCUACACCCGGGGCAAUGCCAUGAUGAAGUGGAAAGCAAGCUUCAGCCCACCAGGUCCCUACUGGACACACGUGCUGUUCACCUGGCGGUCGAGGGAAGGCCUGAAGGUGUACGUGAACGGCACGCUGAGCACCACGGACCCCGAGGGGAAGGUGUUCUAUGACUAUGGGGACGCCAGCCCUGACCUGCUGGGCACGGAGGGAGCGGCCCCGCGCUCCGUCAGCGGCGCCUUCGACGAGUUUGUGAUCUGGGAGAGGGCGCUGAGCCCGCGCGAGGUGCGCCAGUACUUCACUGCCGCCGUGGGUGUGCAAGUCCUGCUCUCUUCAACCCUCCCCUGGUCUGUGAUGACAACCACGACGAGCCCUGUGCUCCCCACGGACGCCUACCAGCCCAUCCUGGCGGCGCUGAGCCAGCGCAGAGGCAGCUCCCCCUCGGCCCUGUCCCUGCUGGGCCACCUGCAGAACGUGUCCUCCAGCCUGCCCAGCCAAGCCCUGGCCCAGCACACGGCCCUGAGCCUGGCCCAGGCAUUUUUGAAAGCUAUUGAAGACUUCCUGUUGCUGUCUGACUGGAUUGAUGGACCAGAGCUGACAGCAGCCCUGCUGGCGGCCGCUGCUCAGCAGCCUGAUCCACACCAUCGACACGAUUAUGCUGUGGUCAAAAUGCACCCUCAGAGCCUGAAUGUGUCCCACUAUCGAUUCCCAUCCCGCGGGCAGAGCUACAUCUCCAUCCCCAGUGAAGCUUUCCAUGGAAAAGGCUGCAUCACCAUCGUGGGCCUGCUGUACCACAACAUGCAUCACUUCUUUAACAACAUCAACCCCGAGGACACCAGGAUUGCUGGAGCUGCUGCCUACCGGGGCUCCCUGAUCUCAGCCAGCAGUUUCCUCAUCUCCAUCAAGGUGGAGCCUCUGCCCCAGCUGUCCUACAACCUGUCAGGCUCUCCCCUCAUCACCAUCCAGCUCAGCCACACCCUGACGCCCAGACAAUACAGCCAAGCACUAAAUAAAAGCAACAGAGUUCAUCUUUACUGUGCAUUUCUGGAUUAUAGCAAUGGAACUGGUGUCUGGUCCAGCGAGGGCUGCGUGAGGCAGAGUGGGGACCUCAACUACUCCGUGUGCCUCUGCAACCACCUCACCAACUUCGCCAUCCUGAUGCAAGUGGUGCCCCUGAAGCUGACGAGAGAACACCAGGUGGCCCUCUCCUCCAUCACUUACGUCGGCUGUGCUCUGUCCAUCUUCUGCCUGACGAUCACCCUGGUCACGUUCGCCGUGCUGUCGUCUGUCAGCACCAUCCGCAACCAGCGCUACCACAUCCACGCCAACCUGUCGAGCGCCGUGCUGCUGGCCCAGGCCCUGCUGCUGGCCAGCUUCCAGCUCAGCCCCGCAACCCUGCCUUGCAAGAUAUUGGCCAUUCUCCUUCAUUUUUUCUUCCUGAGUGCGUUUGCAUGGAUGCUGGUGGAAGGAUUUCAUCUUUACAGCAUGGUGAUCAAAGUAUUUGGGUCAGAAGAAAGCAAGCACUUGUAUUAUUAUGGAAUUGGAUGGGGCUGCCCGCUGGUGAUCUGUGUCAUUUCUGCCUCCUCGUCCCUGGACAGCUACGGAGAAAGUGGCAACUGCUGGCUCUCCCUGGAGGACGGAGCAAUCUGGGCUUUUGUGGCACCAGCCAUGUUUGUCAUUCUGGUCAACAUCGGCAUUCUCAUUGCUGUCACAAGAGUCAUCUCCAGGAUCAGUGCAGACAACUACAAGGUCCAUGGAGAUGCUAAUGCCUUCAAACUAACAGCUAAAGCCGUGGCUGUUCUCUUACCCAUCCUGGGGAGCUCGUGGAUCUUUGGCAUUUUGGCUGUCAAUGCCCACGCUUUAGUAUUUCAGUACAUAUUUGCUGUUUUUAAUUCACUACAGGGAUUUUUCAUGUUCCUGUUUCACUGUCUUCUGAACUCAGAGGUUAGAGCUGCCUUUAAGCACAAAACCAAGGUCUGGUCCCUCACCAGUAGUUCAACACGCAACAUCAAUGUGAAGCCCUUCAAUUCAGACAUUAUGACUGGGAACAGGCCAGGCACAACCCCCACCAAGCUGAACACCUGGGAUAAAAGCAGCAAUUCAGCAAACCGCAUUGAUUUAUCAGCAGUGUGACAGGAGCAGCAGCUCCUCAGAGAAAACCAAGCCAUACAUUCAGGACCUGCACACCGUGUCCACCAGCUGUUCCUCACUGCCAGUGACAGCAGAAAACUGGGGUUUUAAAUCACUGCCUAAUGAAUUGGGAAUUGCCACGUUGUUUUGUUGAGUAAAUAGCCCUCGUUGCUUGCCUUCAAAACUGUAACACGUUCUAGCACUUGGUUAUUAGCAAUAUCUGUAAAAAUGACCAGCACAAAUAUACACUGGAUGGUUUUGUCAGCAAUGAUGAAAACACUAGGUACGCAAGAAGGGCUUAUUGCUCCCUGAAUCAUUCCAGCUCCCAGAACUGAGGGAAAGCAACAUACCUCUGAAAAGAUGCGGUUUUAUGCUCUAAAAUCAAAUGCUUCCCAUUGUGAUGUUGUAAUGAGACUAUUCCAGACUUGCUGUGCUCCCUCUGUUUACAUUUUUUACCUUGCAGAAUUAUCAAAGUGAAGUUGAUUC
Molecule: messenger RNA, 3883 nt
Organism: Camarhynchus parvulus
Lineage: Eukaryota; Metazoa; Chordata; Aves; Passeriformes; Thraupidae
Gene: ADGRD1
Product: adhesion G protein-coupled receptor D1
Exons: 26
Coding region: 743-3400 (885 amino acids)
Biological process (GO): adenylate cyclase-activating G protein-coupled receptor signaling pathway; cell surface receptor signaling pathway
Cellular component (GO): membrane
Molecular function (GO): G protein-coupled receptor activity
Source: RefSeq, a predicted model, not a curated record